AUUUUUAUUUGAUGGAAUGGAAACUGGCUUUGAUUCUUGCCCUGCAGUUGUUUGUUUCUAUUUUAUUUUCUGGUGGGUGGUAAGGAAUAAAAUUAUUAUUAUUAUUUUAAAGAAACUCUGCAUUUCUCUAUCAAUUUAUUUAGUUUCAUUAGCUUUUUCUUGUUUCUGGUAUGUAGGAUGUUUACAUUUUCACUGGUUGCAGACUUAUUUCGAGUCAUGGGGUCACAAUUUUACUCUCAAUGCAACUUUUGAUGAAAUUGAAAUAAGAAUUAUGAUGGGGUUUGUUAUACCAGGAGGAUGGGCUCCUGAAUGUCUUGCAAUGGAUUCGUUUGUAGUAGACAUAGUGAGGAAAUUCUCUAAUUCUCAAAAGCCAAUUGCCUCUAUUUGCCAUGUUCAAUUGAUAUUGGCAGCUGCUGAGGUAGUUAAAGGUUGUAAAUUCACUGCAUUUCCUACUGUCAGGUCUGCAAUUAUUGCGGCUGGUGCAUUUUGGGUGGAACCUGAAAACAAUGCAGCUUCUGUUCUUGAUGGUAAUAUCAUUUCUGGGGCUACCUAUGAGGGACAUCCUGAGUUCAUUCAGCCUUUUGUGAAAGCACUUGGUGGCAUUAUAACUGGUGCAGGCAGACAAAAGUAUUCUGUUUCUCUGUAGUGAUUUCAUGGAAAUCAUAAAGUAACAAUACCUUUUCCGUCUCUUCAAGCUCUGGAAUGCCAUCCUGAUAGGCUGAUACAGUUUGCCAAAAGAAGAAGGCUGGCAACACUUGCCGAACUGCUGUCCAUGAUUUUGAAGCUGACCAAACUUACAGUGAGAAGCCAGGCCAUCUUUUCACUCUUAACAGCUAAUUUUCAGGAUAUAGAUGUCUCAAUGCACUAGUGAUUCCAGGGGGUCGAGCACCAGAAUAUUUGGCAUUAGAUAUGUCAAUGCUUGCUUUAGUGAAGAAAUUCAUGGAGUCCUGGAGACUAGCGGCAUCAAUUUGCCAUGGACAACAGAUUUUAACUGCAGCAGAUUUACUGUAGGGAAAGAAAUGUACCGCAUACCCUGCUGCAAAACUGAAGACAAUCUUGUCUGGAGCAACUUGGUUAGAGGUGAAUCAUAUUUGAUCAUUGCUUCACUGAUGGAAAUUUGGUUACUGGAGCUGGUUGACUAGGUCGCCCUGAGUUCAUUUUCGCAGGUAAUGAAUCUGCAUCGCAUCAAGGUAUCUUUUUAGUUGAAAUCCUCACCUUGCUGAUAGUGAAAUUGUCUCAUCCCAUAUACUUUUAAUUAAAUAUUUUCAACUUUUUUGAAUAGGUGGCCUUCUUUGUACAUUAAAUUUUGUCUGUUUUAUAAAGCAAAUUUUCCUUUUGACUGGACCUAGAAAAUGCCAAUAAGUUGGUAUGCUGCCU
Messenger RNA from Rubroshorea leprosula, 1377 nucleotides. NCBI's taxonomy places the organism in Eukaryota, Viridiplantae, Streptophyta, Magnoliopsida, Malvales, Dipterocarpaceae. The record is from the annotation of a GenBank genome assembly.